Aspergillus neoniger CBS 115656 is the source of this 1599-nucleotide messenger RNA. RefSeq names its product putative C6 transcription factor. The record is from RefSeq and is a predicted model, not a curated record. The coding region runs from base 1 to 1599 and encodes 532 amino acids. The transcript is spliced from 3 exons. Lineage: Eukaryota; Fungi; Ascomycota; Eurotiomycetes; Eurotiales; Aspergillaceae. Gene Ontology annotation, molecular function: DNA binding; zinc ion binding. Gene Ontology annotation, biological process: DNA-templated transcription.
AUGAGCCAUGGCAGCCAUCAAAAAGGUGCCAGCACAUCUACAUUUGUGCAGGGUACGAUCUCAUCUGUCUCGGUAGAUCUUCCACCCAUGUCCGUCGUGCCCAAUGCCGAUCUGGAUGGCUGCAGCACCGAAGAGCACCUUUCCCGGUCGGAGGACAUUGCAAACGACCUAUUGAUCCUCUCCUACUACAAGAACUUCCACGUAUGCCAUCCGUUUGUCCCACCACGAUAUCAUCUUGUGGAACUAUGUCAAGAACCUCGCAAAGCGCAUGCUCUUGCACCGUUGAUUGCCGCUAUGCGUUUCAUGGGACAUAUCUACAGUGCGCGAGAAUGGUCGGUCCCGCUCAAGGACACGAUCGAAACCGCCCUUUCCCACUUAUCGCCGUCUGAUCCGAUUCAGGUUCAGUGUCGAAUCUUGUACUCCGUAGCCUUGUUCUGGUAUGACUACAAAGUGGAUGCGCUGUCGCAAUUGGACCAGGCAGCUCAGAUCGCCAUUGCUUUGCAGAUGUUCAAGGGAGAAUUCGCAGCGUCCCAGGAACCCGUCGAUCUGGUCUUGAGGGAAUCUUGGAGACGGACCUGGUGGACACUGUACAUUGUAGACGCCUACUACGCGGGCACCUUGGGGACGAUGAAUUUCAGGGUCAUGGACCUUGAUGCGACCGUUGAAUUGCCCUGCGACGAGUCAGAUUAUGAGUUGGGGAUCAUUCCCCAACCUAGAACCCUUGAAGAAUUCAAUCAGCGCGAGUUUAUUUCCGAUAAUGUCCACUUCUCCUCUUUCGCACACCUCAUUGGUGCCGUGCAGUGCGCCGCGUCCGCCAUAUCUAUAACCCCCAAAGUGGCAACCGUGGAAGACUCCAUGCAUCUGAUCCAAGCGGUCGAUUGCGGCUUGGAUGGAUGGCGACUACUAUUACCGCCAGAGCAGAAAAAAGUCAUCAAGGCGAAUGGUGACAUUGAUGAGCUCUUGUUUCAAGCACAUCUGCUUAUCCAUGUAUCCACCGUUGGCCUCCAUCGUCCAUUGUCGGCCCUCGAUUUCAAUGCUAUCGAGAAUGUAUCGAGCUGUGCCCGGAAGCCUCCCCGGGACACCCCCACGCCGGAUCUAGUAAACGUCCAUACCCUCCGGGUCUUGCGGGCGGUCGAGGCACAGGUCCGUCUUCUGGCUUUACCCGCCCCAAGAUUCCACCACACCCCUUUUACCACGUGUAUGGUCAGCGAGGGGAUACUGGCCCUGCUCUCCGCUUGCCGUAUUUUUCUCAAGGGGAAAGAUCUCGCCAUUGCAAGAGAUCAGAUCCGGAUGGCGCUCGGCUCUCUCAAGGUGCUUGGGGAAGUCUGGCCGAGGACAGUGAGAAAUGUGGGCGAGAUCCAGACAAUUGCUCGGUGUGUCCUGGGACUGGGACAAGGUCCCAAUGAUCAGGCUAUGCUUGGACCCAGUGACCCGUUGGCCUUUGGUGCGCACGGGGUGGAUCCAAAUCUAGCCACCGACAGUUUAUCGGAACGCGACAAAAGCCCGGCUGCUUCCGUCCUCUCUAUUGAUGAUCUAUGUGGCUGGUACAACACUGGAGCUGCAAAUGAUUUCCCAUGGGGACUAGGUGCGGGCUUAUAA